AUGUCUGCUUGCUUGCAGGGCAGUUGUCAGCCAAGGUCAGUUUUAUACCGAUUGACGGUCUUUCUUGAGCCCAAAGAGUUUCCCAGAGUACUAGCUGAAGCUGUACCAGCACAGAUGUAUUUUCCUGUUGCUUUGGCAUCAUUCUUCAUAGCAUAUGUUGUGACUUUCGGAUGGACUAACAUAGCAUCAGAACACUUUCAAUUGAUUCCACUUCUUUACAACUAUAUUAAUAUAAUUUUUGUUGGAGAUAGUGAUAAUGAUGAUUUUGAGGCACCAUCAAUUCCUUACCACAGGGAAAUUCCCAGAACUCUUUUCUUUGGUCUUCUUGGUGUUACAUACUUCGUCCUUUCUCGUCUAAUACUUCCAUUUCUCUUGGUCUACUUUUGUUUGGGAUACAUCAUUUAUCGCAACCAGCUCUUAAAUGUCUAUGUGGCAAAGUACGAGACUGGAGGAGAGUUUUGGCCUACAGUACACAACUGCACAAUUUUUUCAUUGAUUUUGAUGCAUAUUAUAGUAAUUGGGAUAUUUGGGCUGAAGAAGCUUCCACUAGCAUCUGCCUUGACUCUACCUCUUCCUAUUCUCAUACUUCUAUUCAAUGAGUAA
Molecule: messenger RNA, 603 nt
Organism: Sphenostylis stenocarpa
Lineage: Eukaryota; Viridiplantae; Streptophyta; Magnoliopsida; Fabales; Fabaceae
Source: the annotation of a GenBank genome assembly